Molecule: messenger RNA, 3104 nt
Organism: Cariama cristata (Red-legged seriema)
Lineage: Eukaryota; Metazoa; Chordata; Aves; Cariamiformes; Cariamidae
Gene: PTPRM
Product: protein tyrosine phosphatase, receptor type, M
Exons: 21
Biological process (GO): protein dephosphorylation
Molecular function (GO): protein tyrosine phosphatase activity
Source: RefSeq, a predicted model, not a curated record
GGGCUGCCACUCGAAAACCAGACCCAGAGCCUGAGAAGCAGACCGACCACACUGUUAAAAUUGCUGGAGUCAUUGCAGGCAUCUUGCUGUUCGUCAUUAUAUUUCUGGGGGUUGUGCUGGUAAUGAAGAAAAGAAGAAGCUAUCACUCCUACACUUAUUACCUAAAAUUGGCUAAAAAGCGAAAAGAGACAUUGAGUAGUACACGGCAGGAAAUGACAGUGAUGGUGAAUUCAAUGGAUAAAAGCUACACUGAGCAAGGCACCAACUGUGACGAAGCUUUCUCUUUCAUGGACACGCACAAUCUAAAUGGGAGAUCUGUAUCCUCACCAUCUUCAUUUACAAUGAAAACUAACACAUUGAGCACAACAGUGCCUAAUUCUUAUUACCCAGAUCCAUUUGUGCCAACUGCAAUUUUAGUGCCAAUCAAUGAUGAAACCCAUACGAUGGUCAGUGACACAAGCAGCCUGGUCCAGUCCCAUACCUACAAGAAGCGGGAUCCAGUGGAUGUGCCCUACCAGACCGGACAGCUUCAUCCGGCCAUCCGGGUGGCUGACCUGCUACAGCACAUCACCCAGAUGAAGUGUGCAGAAGGCUAUGGAUUCAAAGAAGAGUAUGAAAGUUUCUUUGAAGGACAGUCUGCACCAUGGGAUUCAGCUAAGAAAGAUGAGAACAGAAUGAAAAAUAGAUAUGGGAAUAUCAUUGCAUAUGAUCAUUCUCGAGUGAGAUUGCAGCCCAUUGAAGGAGAAACAAGUUCCGAUUACAUCAAUGGAAAUUAUAUUGAUGGUUAUCAUAGACCAAAUCACUACAUUGCUACACAAGGACCAAUGCAGGAGACAAUAUAUGACUUUUGGAGAAUGGUAUGGCAUGAAAACACAGCCAGCAUAAUCAUGGUUACUAAUCUCGUAGAAGUGGGAAGGGUCAAAUGCUGCAAAUACUGGCCAGAUGACACAGAGAUAUAUAAAGACAUUAAAGUUACCCUAAUAGAAACAGAGCUCCUGGCUGAAUAUGUGAUUCGAACAUUUGCAGUAGAAAAGAGAGGUGCUCAUGAGAUUCAAGAGAUUCGGCAGUUUCACUUCACUGGCUGGCCAGACCACGGCGUGCCGUACCACGCGACAGGCCUGCUGGGAUUCGUGCGGCAGGUCAAAUCCAAGAGCCCACCAAACGCUGGCCCUCUGGUUGUUCACUGCAGUGCUGGUGCUGGCAGAACUGGAUGCUUCAUUGUUAUUGACAUCAUGCUAGAUAUGGCAGAAAGAGAAGGCGUUGUAGACAUAUACAAUUGUGUGAGAGAGCUUCGAUCUCGGCGAGUUAACAUGGUGCAGACCGAGGAACAGUACGUAUUCAUCCAUGAUGCUAUCCUGGAAGCCUGUCUUUGUGGGGACACAUCUAUUCCAGCUUCUCAAGUUAGGUCGGUUUACUAUGAAAUGAAUAAACUGGAUCCUCAAACUAACUCCAGCCAGAUCAAAGAGGAAUUUAGGACUUUAAAUAUGGUGACUCCGACACUGCGUGUAGAAGACUGCAGCAUAGCACUUCUACCACGAAAUCAUGAAAAGAAUCGCUGUAUGGAUGUUCUGCCUCCAGACAGAUGCCUGCCUUUCCUCAUAACGAUAGAUGGGGAGAGCAGUAACUACAUUAAUGCUGCACUGAUGGAUAGCUACAAGCAACCGUCAGCUUUUAUAGUUACGCAGCAUCCCUUACCAAACACUGUCAAAGAUUUCUGGAGACUGGUCCUAGAUUAUCACUGCACUUCAAUAGUGAUGCUGAACGACGUGGAUCCUGCACAACUGUGUCCUCAAUACUGGCCAGAAAAUGGAGUACACCGACACGGUCCUAUUCAGGUGGAAUUUGUAUCAGCUGAUUUAGAAGAAGACAUAAUCAGCCGGAUAUUCCGAAUUUAUAAUGCAGCCAGACCCCAAGACGGCUAUCGGAUGGUGCAGCAGUUCCAGUUCCUGGGAUGGCCCAUGUACAGAGACACUCCGGUUUCCAAACGCUCCUUCUUGAAGCUCAUCCGCCAGGUGGAGAAGUGGCAGGAAGAAUAUAACGGGGGAGAGGGACGCACGGUUGUACAUUGCUUGAACGGAGGUGGCCGCAGUGGGACAUUUUGUGCAAUCAGUAUUGUUUGUGAAAUGCUUCGACAUCAGAGGGCUGUUGAUGUAUUCCAUGCUGUGAAGACACUGAGGAAUAAUAAGCCUAACAUGGUGGACCUUCUGGAUCAGUACAAAUUCUGCUAUGAAGUGGCUUUGGAGUACUUGAAUUCUGGCUGACUGCAUAAACAGCGCAAAGUUCCUCCUUUCACCCCCACAAACAAAGCAAGCCGCUUCAUGAUGCCUGUGUAAAUGAGAUGAAGACUUCUCAGUGUCACGCUUGUACUGCUUUGUCUAACUGGCUCUUUUUAAGAGCCCGAGCAGAUGUUUAUAAAACUGCUUGCACUGCCCGUUUUCCACUAUGAUGCCGCUGCUUGACACCCAUACGAGCGUACCCCAAACCACACGGCAGUUGCUGAACACUGUACUCAUACGGAGCCAUUGAUGUGGUGAAGCAGCAUGGUCCUCUGGUAAAUAAGAGAGAGCACAAUUAUAUUCUUAUGAAGGAAUUUGUACUUUUCUGUUCUAUUUCGUUGCCUGUGAUUCCCAGUUAUUGUCACAGCCUAGUGUACAUUUCUGUUCUGUGGAGAAUGCUGUCUGGCAUUUUGACAAUACAUGAUUUUUAGUUAUAUUUGUAUUCUAACACAUGCAUAAUAAAUGAAUCAUAUGUAGCUUAUCUGAACUAAUGGAAGGACAUGUACCAAAUCACGUUAACUUUGUUGAGUUGUAAUUUCUGUCCCCUUUGUACCAUUUCAGAGAGAGAAUCUUGAUAGAAAUACGGUUAGAAAAUGCAAAAUACAGGAAGCUCAGAUUAAUAUAUCCAAAGCUUUUUCAUUUGUUUAUAUUGUAAAUAUUUUUUGAUUUCAUCAAAUUAUUUAUUCAUUAAAAUGAAUUUUUUUGUGAAGCACAGUGAGUGACAAUCAUUUUUAUUAAGCCCUGGAAAUGCUUACUGUAUGAUAGUGUAAACAUUUGUUUACCUUGUAUGGAUUCUCAGCUCAAUAAAUAAUUACAUACGUGAUAAAA